Molecule: messenger RNA, 336 nt
Organism: Sclerotinia sclerotiorum 1980 UF-70
Lineage: Eukaryota; Fungi; Ascomycota; Leotiomycetes; Helotiales; Sclerotiniaceae
Exons: 1
Coding region: 1-336 (111 amino acids)
Source: RefSeq, a predicted model, not a curated record
AUGGCUCGAAUUCCCGUUCUACAGAACAACUGUAUGAAGAAGUUCUACGAAACAACCGAAAGAGCGAAUUAUAUGCCUACCGACCAGCUAGCAUACAUCUGGCAGCAUACUAAUGAGACCAGUUUGCUUCGGAAAGCAAUGAUUGAUAUGUUGACGUGGGAGUGGGAUACCAGCGUCUUUCUCUCUCAACGCGAUAGCAUACCAAAUGUCGUGAAAGAUGAGGCUCUCGUUGCAAUGAGGCUGUGUAUCAAAAGGAUACUUCCCUUGACUACGGUUCGCGGUCCUCUCGAAAAUCUUACAAAUUAUUAUGUAAAGGUGGGAGAUGAAUCUACUUAG